Apis cerana (Asiatic honeybee) is the source of this 792-nucleotide messenger RNA. RefSeq names its product mitochondrial ribosomal protein S25 (gene mRpS25). Gene Ontology annotation, cellular component: mitochondrion. Gene Ontology annotation, molecular function: structural constituent of ribosome. The record is from RefSeq and is a predicted model, not a curated record. NCBI's taxonomy places the organism in Eukaryota, Metazoa, Arthropoda, Insecta, Hymenoptera, Apidae.
GAAAAUAUCUGGAACAUGUGAUAUAUACGGAUCGCAGAUGCACCGUAAUUUCAGUUCUUUGACUGCAUUAACGGUGGCAUAACAACUUAUUUAAAUAUUAACAUAACCAAAAAUAUUUUUAAAAAUAUAUAUUACAGUAUAUAUCAUUAAGUACACAUAUAUGUGCACAAAAAGUAACAAAGAAUCAGGUUAUUUCAAACAAUUUUUAAUUUAAUAAAUAAUCAAAAUGCCAUUUAUGAUUGGUCAAGCACCAAUACGAAGAACAUUAAAUUAUUUAAAAGCUGGUAAAUUAAUUUUAAAAGACGAAAUACAAAUACUUUCUAUUAAUUAUAAUACAUAUGGAAAACAUCAUAAAGGCACCAGGGAUUUCAUAUUUUGGAAUUUACCACAAAUUCAAUAUAAAAAUCCAAAUGUGCAAAUUGUCACUUUCAAAAAUAUGACACCAACACCUUUUAUUAAAUGUUAUUAUGAAAAUGGAAAUACUAUGUUAAUUGAUUUAGAUAGUAAAACUAAAGAAGAUAUAUUAUUUCAUCUUCAAAAUGUAAUUGGUAAAACAAAGCAUACUUUGCAACAAGAAAAUAUAAUGCAAGAAAAGAAAGAUAAUUCUGCUAAUUUUGGUGUUGAUUGUCAUAGAAACUGCAUAUGUGUAGUACCUGGCCAAAUACCAUGUCCUGCUAUAGUACCCUUACCAUAUCACAUGCGUGGAAAAUAUAAAAAAAGUUUAAAAGAACCAUAAUUUUGUUUGUUUGUGUAAUUGUAUUAUAAUUAAAAUAAAACUAAUUGUAGCAAAAA